Messenger RNA from Helobdella robusta, 1977 nucleotides. RefSeq lists its product as hypothetical. The record is from RefSeq and is a predicted model, not a curated record. Gene Ontology annotation, molecular function: catalytic activity. NCBI's taxonomy places the organism in Eukaryota, Metazoa, Annelida, Clitellata, Rhynchobdellida, Glossiphoniidae. Bases 1 to 1977 code for a protein of 658 amino acids. The transcript is spliced from 3 exons.
AUGGAUUUCUACAAUUGUGAAGAUAUUAGAAUAGCAAAAAAAAUACUUACCAGCGAUCUAGAUGCGUUAAAUCUAGAAAAAGAUGAUAAAAUAAAGCCAAACAGUUCUGGAAACUCUAAAAAGGACAAGGUUAGUAAUUUAAUACUAACAAUAAAAACAAUUCUGAGCAACAAAAUUGAAAGCAAAUUGCCUCAGUAUGCUGCUCUCAACCUUUUUAAAAUUCCAAGCUCAAAAAAAGCUAAAUUUGAGUCAAUUCUUGACGAAAAGUUAAAAAAAUUAGAAGAACUAUUUAUUGAAGAAAGAAACAUCUUCCGAGAAAUAGUAAAUGAUGCGGCUAUUAACAAUAGCCCAAAAGUAGAAAGAAAGCAGCAAUCUGAUUGCAAGACCGAAUCGAGCAAGCAAUCUGACUGGUCAGAGAUUGUAAAACGUAAAAUUAAAAAGAGCUCAAAUGUUCAACACGUGGCGAAUGUUCAACACGUGGCGAAUGUUCAACACGUGGCGAAUGUUCAACACGUGGCGAACAUCAACAUAAAAAGCAAACGAGGCGGAGGUGUUGGUGUGGUCAUAAAGCAUGACAUCAAAUAUGUUGUAAAUGAUAACAGUGCAUUUGAUGAUGAAAAUGUCGACGUUCUCUGUGUGGACAUUGAAUCGAGGCAUGCUUCACCUAGGGGUGUGCUAAAAGUUAUCGCGAUAUACCGCCCACCCAAUUAUAAAUUUGAGCCUUUUUUAAAUAAAAUCAAUUUGAUUUUACACGCCAUCAAAUCCGCCGACAAAACUGUUAUAGUGGGCGACUUUAAUGUUAAUUUAUUGGACAAUGAUUCAAAUGAUUCUAAAGACUUUCAAAAUCUACUAUUUUUAUUUUGUUUCUCGCCUUUAAUUAAUUUACCAACAAGAGUAACUUGUAACGCCAAUUCAUUAAUCGACAACAUAUUUACGAACCUGUAUCAACAUUGCGAAAGUGGAGUCAUAGUAUCAGACUUUUCUGACCAUUUUCCAGUUUAUGCAAUAGUAGAAAAUUUUAAAACUGCUAUCAAUGAUGACCAAAUUUUAUGUAGAAAAAUUAAUAAAACAUCCAUUUUCUUUAUAAAAAAAGCCCUCUCACUUCAAAAUUGGCAUUCAGUUAAAAACGAGAAUAAUAUAGAUACAGCAUGCCUGAAUUUCUACAAUAUACUCAAUAAAACUCUUGACACAUACGCACCUCUGCAGUGGCAGAAACAAAAAUAUAAAAAAGCAUGGGUAUCUGAUGAAAUAAUAAAAUUAUCAAAAAAACAGAAUCGACUGUAUAAAAUAGCAGUCGCUGCACCAAACUCCGCUAAUGUUGAAAAAUAUAAAAAGUUUAAAAAUUACUUUACAUCAGUAAAGAGAAAGGCCGAAAAAAAUUAUUUUCAACAAAAAUUUGAAGAGGCAAAGAGUUGCUCCAAACAAAAAUGGGAAAUAAUAAACGGAGUUAUAAGCAAAAUUAAAAAUAAAUUAAAUAAACCUACUCUAAUUGACCUGUAUUAUUCAUUAAUCUUUCCUCACCUCAUCUACUGCAACGUAAUUUGGGGAAACAGUCCUGACAUUCAUCUAAAACAGUUAACAAAAUGCCAAAACCGAUUCAUCAGAAUAUUUAAAAAUCUUCAUCCUCAUUGUCACACAAGUGAAUAUUAUCUCGAGAUGAAAAUACUCAACAUCAAAAACUUGUUCAUCUACCACGUUGCAACAUUCAUUUUUAGAUUUCUACGUCAGCAGUUGCCGGCAUUUUUUAGAAACUUUUUCACUUUUGGAACUUCCAUUCAAGCAAGAACUACACGCCACACGCCACUUUUCUAUGCUCCACCAGCCAGAAUUAAAGUACUCUGCAUGAGUUUGAAACAUACCGGCCCAGGAAUAUGGGAGACGAUUCCACAAGAAAUUAAAGAUUGUAACACUUUGCAUCUUUUUAAAAAUAAACUGAAAAAUUUUUUAAUUACGAAAAGUUCUGUUUUUCAAGGAUAA